AUGUCUGAGCUCGCAGUCGGAGCCACGGUCAAGCUCACCAACGGCCUCAUAGGUGUUGUCCGCUAUGUCGGCCAAACCGAAUUCGCAGACGGCGACUGGGUGGGCGUCGAGCUGGAAACCGAUGAUGGGAAGAAUGAUGGCAGCGUCAAGGGGGAUCGAUACUUUGAAUGCGCCCCGGGCCGCGGCAUGUUUCUGCGACCAGCAGCGGCGGUGGUCAUUCGUCCUGCCCCAGCGGCCAAACCCACUGCACCCGUGCCUGUCAAGAAGCCUGCGAGACCGAGCAGUGUGGGAGGACCUCCAGCAGCCAAGAGGGUCAGUACUAUGACGGACACAGCAGUGGGAAAGAGAAUGAGCAUCAACGCUCCGAGUCCUAGUCCGGUGACGAGGUCACGACCCUCCAGCAUGUUACGAUCUCCUACAAGAUCUCCGACCAAACAGCUGUCCAGUGCCACAUCAACCAGCUCUACACCGAGAACCGGAACCCCUUCCGGUGCCCGAGUCCCGCCGGUUUCAACCACCAAACCCAGACCGAGUAUUGCAGGAAGCCGGACUUCUAUGGGUCCACCGCCAAGACCAGCUUCGCAGGCAGCAAGACCAUCUACCACCAGUGCUGGGAACAAAACAGGCGUAUCAACCUCAAAGCGUGUGUCUCUCGCGCCCAGGCCGAGGCUUCAAGUUGGAGACAGGGUGAGGUCUAUCGGAGGUCAAUUGAGCAAUGCCCGGGCGAGUGACGCUGGCAGCGGGGAAAACACAGAGAAUGAAGAUAGAGGAGCGUCGCCGCUUGAGAGUGAAGAUACCGUAUCUCCGAAAGCAAUGAGCCCACUGUCGAGGACAUCAGCAGCAAUUCGAUCGAAUACUUCUGACAGUGGUCGGAGUACUGCGUCACCUGUUGCCCAACGAGGGCCGGGGGGAAGUACGGCAGCCAGCCGAGAAAUUGAGGACUUGAAGACCAAGCUUCGGCUGAUGGACAAGAAGAGGAUGGAGGACAGGGAUAAAUUGAAGGGCUUGGAGAAAGUCCAAGUCGAGCGGGACAAGCUUGAAGGCAUCAUCCAGAAGCUCCAAACGAAAUACCAGCCGCAACAGCAGGAGAUUACCGACCUCCGGAAGCAGCUCAAAGAAGCCGAGGCAAGAACCGAAGAGCUCGAAAACGAAAAGGCUGAGCAUGAAAUUGGCGUUGAGAUGGCGACACUUGAUAGAGAAAUGGCCGAAGAGACAGCGGAAGUCUUGAAGACGGAAUUGGAUGCUCUGAAACAGAAAAUGGAAGAGCUAGAAUUGGAGGUAGAAGUUUUACGCGAAGAGAACGCCGAACUCGGGGGAGAAAUGAGCCCGGAAGAGAAGAGUAGCCAGGGCUGGUUACAGAUGGAACGGAAUAACGAACGCUUGAGAGAAGCCCUUAUUCGACUGCGAGAUAUGACCCAGCAGACAGAAUCCGAACUACGGGACGAAAUCAAGAGCUUGGAGGAAGAUGCCCGGGAAUUGGGGUCAGUGAAAGAGCAUUACGAUGUCGCCAAGGAUAAGUUGGCGCAGUCCGAGGCAGCCAUCGAAGACCUUCGGCAACAACUUGACAACGCUUUGGGGGCGGAAGAUAUGAUUGAGGAGCUCACAGAGCGAAACAUGAGCAUGAGCGAGGAAAUUGACGAGCUCAAGGCGACGAUCGAGGACCUCGAGAGUUUGAAGGAGCUGAAUGAUGAGCUGGAAAUCAACCACGUUGAAACGGAGAAAGAGAUGCAAGAGGACAUUGAUUUCAAGGAUAGCAUCAUCGCGGAGCAAGCGCGGCGAGCCGAGGAGCAAGUGAAGACCAUGGAAGAUAUGGAAUACACCUUGUCACGGUUCAGAGAGCUGGUUACGAACCUGCAGAGCGAUUUGGAGGACAUGAAAGCAUCACACGCCAUGACCGAGACAGAAUCCGAGCAAUUGAACAGUCGCUCGCGUGCGAUGAUGGACUUGAACAUGAAGCUCCAGGUCUCUGCUGCGAGAACACAAGUCAAGACUAUUGAUCUCGAACUUCGUCGCUUGGAUGCUCAGGAAGCAGCUGAGCAUCUUGCAAUUGUCCAAUUGUUCCUCCCCGAAGCGUUUAAUAACUACAGAGACUCAGUCCUUGCGCUCCUUCGAUUCAAACGUGUUGGCUUCAAGGCUAACUUACUUCACGGUUUCGUGAAGGAGCGAGUCAAUGGACAACCGCCGACAGGUCACGAGGAUGAUCUGUUCGCGGGCUGUGAUGUUCUCGACAAGCUGUCUUGGGUAUCUGCCAUGUGCGACCGCUUCGUCAACGCCAUCAGCCACUGCACGGCCGAACAAUUUGCCAGAUUUGAAGGUGCGCUCUACGAGCUGGAACCCGUCGAGCGAGCACUCAAUGGCUGGAUUGAUGGUUUGAGGCGGGAUGAGCUCAAUGAAAAGAAGUGCGCAAGCGAGCUUCAGCGCACCAUUGCACUUAUGUCGCAUCUAGCUGAAGUGCACAUCUCGACUGGAUUGGCAAGUUAUGCUGAUGAUGUUCACAUGCGCACUCUUGUCAUGCAAAGCCAUCUUGAAAAUGCAGCAGCUGCAUUGGUUGCGGUGCGUACCAUGGUGCAGACCAUCAUUCCAAGCCAAGGUGACGAGGAUGAGCUCGCUCAACACUUCUCCCGAAAGACCGACUCUGUCAUCAGCAACACUAGAAGUGCCAAGGUUGUUGUCGGCAAGGCUGUCAGAGCGCUCGAGGAGCUCAAGACCCGGUCGUUGUCUCUGAUGCCAGAUACCAUUCAGAAUUUUGAACAGUGCGAAACAGCUACCGAGGAUCUGGCCAAGUUUUCUCGCCAGAUCGGCGAUGAUCUUUACACGCUACUGCACGAGGAAGGACGCAUAGAGCCCUUCACUUACAGCGAAGUUCAGAAUACAGUCUACCGUACUGCCUCAACCUUGUUCUUAUCGAGCGAGUCUGAUCUGUUCUCUACGUACUCGAAUAAGCUACGGACGUUGACGACCGGCUUGAUGGACCUGGCCACACUGGCAUCAGAUCUUGAGAUGACUCAGGAGUUUGAACGAGCAUCAGCCCCAUGGGUUUCAAGAUCGCAAGAGUUGAGGUCUUCUAAGACUGUGCAUGUGGACGCAGAAGAAGAGAUGCGCAGACUGAGGGAUGAUAAUCACGAGCGGGCUCGAGUCAUUGCAAUGAAGGAUCAGACGCUUGAGGAGGCCUCGGUCAAGAUCGAGCUGCUCGAGAGUCGCAUGCGAGAUGCGGCAAAGAAGAAUGAGAAGAUCAGUGAGCUCGAGAAGCGGAUUGAGGACGCCAAGAAGCGUGAGACUGAGCUUACCGAGGCCAUUGAUUCUCAGAACAAGGAGCUCACCUCUAUCGAAGCCGACAGAGAAACAUGGAAGAAGGUCGCUGAGGAUGCCAGGGCUCUUGGUGUCGCUGCACCUGGCACCAAGGCGGGUCAAGAGCAGGCCGUUGCCACUGCUCGAGAAAUGGAUGCACUCAAGACAGAAAUUACAAGUCUUCAGGCCGCUGUACGCUUCCUUCGCGAGGAUGUUCGCCGGGCACGCCUCACUGACCCCCAAAACUUCGACUGGCUUGAGACUCCUUUGGUCAAGCCUAUGACCAAAGCAGAAGAGCGGAAAGCUCUUGUCCUGGCCGAGGGCAAGGACGUCCUCAACGAUCUCCUCAAUCUUGCCAGCACAGCCAAGGUCUAUGAUCUUACCACUAUGCCCAAGAACAGACUUGCGUGGCGGCCAGCAAAGGCAACGCCCCAGUACCAUGUGGCCAGACAAAGGGAGAAUUAUGAGGCGUGGAGCAGCUGGAAGGAUGGCGUUGUUAAGAAGGCUCGCGUCCUAGAGGAGCGGGAUCUUAACCGGGGAAUAGAGAGGAAAUCAAGGGGUGCUCUAGCUGCUCGGAUACACAUGCACUUGCCGGACUUGGAAGGAAAGGGAGUAAGGGCUGGAGGAGAGGUCGAUAUUGUCGAUCCGGAUGACUUUGAAGGGCUCAGAGGCCGGCUUGGAUUCGUCUGA
Molecule: messenger RNA, 3978 nt
Organism: Drepanopeziza brunnea f. sp. 'multigermtubi' MB_m1
Lineage: Eukaryota; Fungi; Ascomycota; Leotiomycetes; Helotiales; Drepanopezizaceae
Source: RefSeq, a predicted model, not a curated record